This is a messenger RNA of Morus notabilis, 236 nucleotides long. Its product is annotated as heavy metal-associated isoprenylated plant protein 7-like. Gene Ontology annotation, molecular function: metal ion binding. The annotation marks the transcript as partial. The transcript has 2 exons. The record is from RefSeq and is a predicted model, not a curated record. NCBI's taxonomy places the organism in Eukaryota, Viridiplantae, Streptophyta, Magnoliopsida, Rosales, Moraceae.
CGCUGCCUCAAAGGAUUUGAAGGAGUUGAAGAUGUUAUUACGGAUUGCAAGAGUUCAAAGGUGACAGUGAAGGGAGAAAAGGCUGAUCCAUUGAAGGUUUUGGAGAGAGUUCAGAGGAAAAGUCAUAGGCAAGUUGAGCUUAUCUCUCCAAUCCCAAAACCUCCUUCUGAGGAAGAGAAGAAGCCUGAGGCAGAGAAAGAGAAGCCCAAACCAGAGGAAAAGAAAGAAGAGGUCCU